This is a messenger RNA of Bubalus bubalis (water buffalo), 539 nucleotides long. It is a transcript of the gene COXFA4, whose product is annotated as NDUFA4 mitochondrial complex associated. Bases 130 to 378 code for a protein of 82 amino acids. The record is from RefSeq and is a predicted model, not a curated record. The transcript has 4 exons. NCBI's taxonomy places the organism in Eukaryota, Metazoa, Chordata, Mammalia, Artiodactyla, Bovidae.
GGGGUCCUUCAGGUAGGAGGUCCUGAGUGACUUUGGAUGUCCGCUUCUCCCAGGUGCCGUGGGUGCUUAAUCUACGGUCUUGCGGCUUAGCUUUUCUCUCGGUUUGGACUUGAGGCCUCUGUUGCAACCAUGCUCCGCCAGAUCAUCGGUCAGGCCAAGAAGCAUCCUAGCUUGAUCCCCCUCUUCAUAUUUAUUGGAGCAGGAGGGACUGGAGCAGCACUGUAUGUCACGCGACUGGCAUUGUUCAAUCCCGAUGUCAGUUGGGACAGAAAGAAUAACCCAGAACCCUGGAACAAACUAGGUCCUAAUGAUCAGUACAAGUUCUACUCUGUGAAUGUAGAUUACAGCAAACUGAAGAAAGAAGGUCCAGACUUCUAAAUGAAAUAUUUCACUGUAAAGCUGAUUUGAAUGAAGGUCUUCCAGAAGCCAUCCGCACAAUUUUCCACUUAACCAGGAAAUAUUUCCCCUGUAAAUGCACGAAAUCACGUUGGUGUAUUGUGGUGGGGUUUACACUGAUGAAUAAAUAGUCUGAAACUUGA